GCCUUCAGUUUCGUCAUGGGUAUGUUUGUCCGUCCCGGACACCGUCGAUACGUGACCAGCAUUGUGCGCAUGUGUCAGAACGCGGAAGGAGAGUUGUUGAGACUGUUUAGUAGGACUCAAAAACACAGGUGGUCGGAGGCUUUGGGAGGCCGCUGAGGAUGACCAGUGCACUCUGUAGUAGAGCCGUAAUGGUGUCACGCCUCCCUGGUAUCCGUGGCCUUUUGUGCCGGGUUGCAGCGACCAGGGCUUUCUCCACUGAGUCCCAGACCGUGUGGCCUGAUGAGAAUAUGGGUCCCUUUGGGCCCCGUGACCAGCGUUUCCAGCUACCCGGCAACGUAGGCUUUGCCUGCCACCUGGAAGGCGCCCCAGGCCCCCAGAGAGGCCCCGCUUACGUGAUGGCCCCCGACGUGCUUUCUGCGCCCUCCAGCAGUGAGAGGCACGAGUUCAUACUGGCACAGUUUAUCACCGAGUUCCAGCUUCCUCAGGGAAAAGAAUCACCUUUUCCAGAGAGAGUCAGUAAGGCAGAGCUGUAUUUUGAGGACUCUAAUGUGGAGUGUGCCAUCCAGCAAUGCCCUGAGCUGCUCAAACAAGAUUUCGGGUCCAUGUUUCCAGAGGCACCAGUCAGUGGCAUGAUGGUCGUCACGGUGACGCAGAAAACACAGUAUGACAUGACCUUGGGGUGCGAGGAGGUGACCAGGGAACGAGAGGAGCUGCUUAGUAAAUUCAUCAGCGGUGCUAAAGAGAUCUGCUACGCCCUCCGCACAGCGGGAUUCUGGGCCGACUUCAUCGACCCUGUCUCUGGAUUGGCUUUCUUUGGGUCGUACGCGGGCGGCGUCCCCGUGGAUCCUGCCGAGAAACACCACGGCCUGGGCAUUCGCAUCGAGGACCUGGGCAGCUGCAAGGUCAUUCGUCAGGCCAUCCUGGGUAGGCAUGAGCUGGUGGGGGCGCUGUUCACCAAUGCCCCCCCUCAUAGCCUCGUCAUGCGGAAGCUCCAAGGAGACUGAGAGCCAUAGCAGGGGAGUGCAGAGGCGGAGCGGCGAGUGCUGGAGCAUGGGGAUGCAGCACCCCGCCGAGAUCCACAGGUGGGGAGGACUGCCCCCUUCAGGUGCUCAGAGGAACUGCACGUCACAGAAGUACAGAUGAGCGUGAUAUAUAGUUCAUGUUCACCCUGGUCUUAAGAUUACACUAAAUGUCAUUCUAAGACUUUUUAAAACAAGACUGCCUGCAUCCUGGCAUCCAGUUUCUGAUUGAUAUGUAUUUUUUGACACCAUAUUGACACCUUGCAGUGUCAGAAUAAUCCAAUGAAAGAACAGGAACCAGUUUUUUAAGGUUCUGUUCUUAAAUGAUGCCUUUACCUAUAACACAACUGUGACCUUAGCUGUUUGUAUGUCAGGAACGUCUUGACAUGACCAGCGAAAAAGAAUUUUAUAAGCUUGAAAUCAUUAUUUAUUGAGUAUUAUUAUUAUUAAAGGAUUUUGAGUAUA
This is a messenger RNA of Brienomyrus brachyistius, 1484 nucleotides long. Its product is annotated as cobalamin trafficking protein CblD-like. The record is from RefSeq and is a predicted model, not a curated record. Gene Ontology annotation, biological process: cobalamin metabolic process. NCBI's taxonomy places the organism in Eukaryota, Metazoa, Chordata, Actinopteri, Osteoglossiformes, Mormyridae. The coding region runs from base 159 to 1004 and encodes 281 amino acids. Gene Ontology annotation, cellular component: mitochondrion. The transcript is spliced from 8 exons.